AUGAGCUACGCUGUCCACGGCCUGGAUGUGGCCCUGACUUCUGUGGCUGGUGCUCAAGAGGUCAUCUCGACGAUACUGUCUCGUCGGCUGGUAGCCAGGCUUAUUCUCGGUCACAACGAGCUCGGAGAUGAUGGCUGCGAGGAGCUGUUCAACUUUCUCCGCUCUGACCUUGGCCGGAAGUAUAAAAUCUCCGAAAUCAGCUUGAAUUCGAACAAGAUUGGCGACCGCGGGCUGCUCGUCAUCGCGCGGUAUUUAGAAGGUAACACCACACUCGGCGAACUCUUCCUGCAGAACAAUGAUUUCGUUGGAGACGCGGAAGUUGUUUCUUCCUUCACGGCCGCACUGAAUUCGUCCCGGCUGGAGACACUGUGCCUGUCGACUAAUUCUGGUCUAUCUGACACCUUUGCUUCUCGGUUCCUUCCUGCUUUGGACUGCCCGUAUUUGCACGAACUACAGAUAUCGGCGUUGGGCCUUACCCGCACCGCUGCCCCGUACAUCAUCGAAUAUAUCUCGUCCCCACGCUGCCGGCUGCACUCGCUGCAGAUGAACGGAAAUCGUCUCGGUCUACGCGCCAUGCAAGCGAUCGUUCGUGCUCACUGCCGUAGCAACUUUUCAAUCGUGAAGACGGAGAUGUACGCGAGCCUGUGGGCAGACGGGAGCGACGAUGAGCACGAGGUCGAGGUCAGAGUUGGGGAGGACCGCCGGACGCUUUGGAAGGAGAGCGAGCGUCUGUUGAGGGGCGCACUGGACCGGAACAAGCAUUUGCAGAGGCAGACGGAGAGAGAGGCAUUUGCAUUGCUGCGGUAUGCGCGCGCAACGCUCCUGUACCCGAAAGGUAUGCACAAAGCAGCUGAAUCGUGUCGUGCUGGGCCCUCCUCGGGUUCGGACCCGUGUGUCUCGCCAUCGGUCGACAGUCUCUUCUCGUCUAUAGGUACCCCGGUAAACAUACUAGCCCUUGGGCCGCCAGUUAAGCCGUUCCUCUUCAGUCUUCUGCCCACAGAGCUUCAACUGUAUAUCCUCUCUUUCCUCGCGCCCACACUCUCGACAUCCCAGCGCCUCCGGAUAGUCACGUACGCCUCGUCCCGAUCCACGCUGCCGCCACUUCUGCCCUCUCUCUAUGCUCGGGACUGCCCAGCAUCCUAUCCCGUUUCCCAGCCUUCCGAGCUGUCUGCGAUAGGCGGUUCACGCAUCCGCAGACGACCGCCGGCGGACGUCGCCCGCAGCUUAUGCGUGAGAAAAAGUCAGACGAACAGGAGACAGGACGAGAGGUUUAGGUGGUUGACUGAGAUGAAGUGUGAUGUAUACGAGGUAGAUCCGGAUAUGUCUUUCACUCACGAGAACGACGGUGCGGAAGGUUCGCUUGCAAAUGGGUCUCCGCAUGAUCUAUGA
Messenger RNA from Sparassis crispa, 1389 nucleotides. RefSeq lists its product as hypothetical. The transcript has 3 exons. The coding region runs from base 1 to 1389 and encodes 462 amino acids. The record is from RefSeq and is a predicted model, not a curated record. Lineage: Eukaryota; Fungi; Basidiomycota; Agaricomycetes; Polyporales; Sparassidaceae. Gene Ontology annotation, molecular function: protein binding.